UAGGUUAAAAAUCUUGUUUUGUUUCCUCACCGACCGGCCUUUUCUGCAUCGUAUUUCAUAAUAGUGUAUUAUUUAUCCAAAAGAUGACAGAAGAAACAGCGGCGGAAGAAAUCAAUUACGAGGAACAAUAUGGGUAUGUUAAUGGGAGUUCUGUUUAGUUCAGGUUAGUGUAUUUCAUCGACAUUUGUGAACUCAACCUACAUCCUGGACCAAUUCAUUGUGAUUACUAGAUUAGUAAUCUCUUGUUGUGUAUCUCUGUCACACCACGCUUUGAUAUUUCCCAUGGAAGCUAAUUUUUCUUAGCUGUAUAUAAAUUUGUGAUUAGAUUUGUUUCCUACCGCCUUUUUAGGGUGCUUGUCGAAGAGAAUAAAAAGUUGAAGAUUGAUAUUUCAAGUUUGCAGUUAAGCAAUCGAAGUCUUGUCAAUCAGAAUAGGGAUGAGAAAAAAAAGGUUAUGGAUUGUCGUUUGCAGAUUGCUGACCUAGAAGGACGUCUUAAAGCUUUCGAUGCCACGAAACAGGAAUUAGCUGAUUCACAAGGACAAUGUGAACGUGUACGUAUGACAUUAGAAAGUUGUGAGGCUAAAUUAGCUGAUGCUGAAAGGCGCGCAGAUGAAGCAUCCGGUUUAAUAAAGAUCAAGGAUAGUAUUAUUGUGAAACAAAGUAAUUUUACGAAGGAGAUUGAAGAACGCUUAAGAAAUAUCACAGAGGAACGAGAUAAUUUGUUACAUAAAACCUCUAAUCUAGAAUCGGAAUUAAAUAUAGCUAUUGUUAGAGGGGAGGAUGCUGAUGACUUAAAAGAACGAUUGAAGGCAUUACAGGAACUUUUCGACAAUCUGGUCAACGAACGUUCUGAAACAACUAGUGAGAGUGGAUUAGCUGCUGCUAAUGACUAUUUCAAAUCCGAACAGGCUAAAUCUGAAAAUCGUAUCGCGGAACUUAAAGAAAUUAAAAGUGGAUUGGAACAGAAGAUUGAAGAACUAUGUGAUGACAAAAAGAAACUACAAAUGCAGCUGGAACAACAACUGGAUGAAUACGAGAAGCUUGGGGAAAAAUGCGCAACUCUGGAAGCACGUAUCAAGGAAAUGGCACAUUCUGAACGAAGAUAUGGUGGUGGUAUGCUCGGUGGUCGUCUGAUUGGACCCACUCUACCUCCAUGGAUCGCCGACGACAAAAAGCUGGAAAAUGAUCUAGAGCGACUUUCAAAGACUGACCCUGCCACUUUACGUGCCAAGGUCAUGGAAUUAGAGAGCCAAGUCAACGAACUUAAUCAACUUUUAACUUACCGAGAAGACGUGAUUCUUCGUAUCCAUGAGGAAAUAUCCAAAAAAGCUUCAAAACUUGAAGCCGCGGAUGUUGAACGUUCAAGUCUUACAGCUCAAAUUAGUAUAUUGAAACGUGAAUUAGCAACAGCUCGUGAAGAUUUAGCUCGUCGAGGAGUAGGUCCUAUUGAAUUAGAAUCUGAAAUUGAACGUUUAAGAAGUAAACGUGAUCGUGAAUAUCAACGACGCAAACGAACUGAAACUGAUUUAGAAAAUAUGGAAAAAGAAAAUCAAGAAUUAAAACAAAGAAUUAAGAGAUUAGAAGAAGCAGCCAUAGCUACUCCUCCCAAACCAAUAAUUCCUCAAAGUGAUCCUUCUGAUAGAAAUAAAAUUAUUGAACUUCAAGGUGCUGUUAAUCAACUUCGAAUGGACAAUGAAGCUAAACGAUCAGAACUUUUUGAUUUACGAUCACGAUUUGAUGCUAAAUCUGCACAAGUGGAUAAAAUGUCUGCUGAGUUCAAAACAAAAGAACGUCUCUGUUCCGAACUUACAACACAACUUGCAAAUACUCGUGGUCAAUUGGAAAUUACUACAAAAGAAUUAGAAUCAGUUCGAUGCAGAGCUGUACGUGGUGGUGCAGAAGUUGAACGUUGGCAUUCCGAUUUAACAAGUUUACAAACUACCAAUAAAUUCCUUUCUUCACAGUUAAAUGAUUUACGGAAUAAAGUUAUUGCAAAAGAUAAAAUCAUUGUUGACUUGGGGAAACGUUGUGAAACUAUUCUGAAUAAUAAUAAUAAUAAUCCUCUUAAAGCUCACGAAGAGCCAUCAAUUAACAUUAACGGAAAUGAAACUCUAUGCUCGCAUUGUCAAGAAUGUCUAAAUGAAGACAACCAACAGUCUGCUAAGUUGGAUAUUAUUGCUCGGCUUAAAGCUGAGUUGUCUUCAGUGGAAGAACGUUGUAAAACUCUUAUGGCUGAAGCAGUGCAAACUCAACAAACAAAUGAAAAUGUAAAAUCUCAGUUGGAGGCAGAACUUGCUAAAGCCCAACAAUCUGUUCAAAAGUUGUCUGAAGAAGUUGCACGAGAAAAAGAGACAGCAUACAAUUCAACUUCACGUGUACAAGAAUUGACCAACCAAAUACAUCAAUUAGAAACAGAUCUGUCUCAAACCAGGAUGCAAUUAUUAGAAGUUCAAUCAGAUCAUCAAAAAGAGAAUGAUAUCAUUGUAUCAACAACUGCAUCACCUCCGGCUAAACGUACUAGACGUAGUACAAAUGCUGUGAAUAAUGUGAAAGCUAAUUCAAAAAAUAAUCAAGAUCAUUCAUCCGGUGGUCGUCAUUGAUAUUCAAAUUACAAAUAGUUGCAUUUGAGAUUCCAUUUACAAUUUUUACCGACAUCCAGGGUGUUAUCAUUUGGACUAACUAAAUCUAAUGAUUUCCUGUCUCUCCUAUUCAGUCAAGGAAAUCAAUCCUAUCAGAAUCAGUUCAACCCCCCCGCUCCCGCGAAAUAUUUUACUAGUUUUGUUAUGAGUUUACAUUAUUUCUUCUAAACUAUUCAUGUGCGUGUGUGUUUAAUAAUUUCUUCCUUUUUAACCAACCCUGAUAUAUUCUACAUGUGUACACAUUGAGAACUUUAUAUCGGAGCUGCAUUUUUUCUCUCUCUCUUUAUCUUGAGAUAAAAGAAAAUAAAUUAUGAAAUUCUGUUACUUAUUUUUUUUUGCCUUUUUCAAAAAGUAUUGAUUGUUCUUCAUAAUAUGAACGAACAUAUGUGAACCUAUUCCCAGUGUUUGUUUAGUUUGAUGAUGAUGUUGAUUGUUUUUAUAUAAAGGUUAAUCAUGUAUGUAUGUGUGUAGUUGUUUAACAGCACAUCUCUAUAUUCUAUCUAUCUAUCUAUCUAUUUAAAAAAGCAGCACACUUGUAAGUAUUUUAUUGACAAAUAAUUAUUUGUAUAUGAUAGAUAGAUAUAUUUAUGAAUGAAUCC
Messenger RNA from Schistosoma turkestanicum, 3238 nucleotides. The record is from the annotation of a GenBank genome assembly. Lineage: Eukaryota; Metazoa; Platyhelminthes; Trematoda; Strigeidida; Schistosomatidae.